UGUAUGAUGCGUUGUACGUGUUUGCCUAGGAUUUUCCCGACAGCAGUUAUGUAGAUGACAUUGUUACCUACCAUUAUAACUUUUCAAUAUAGUUCUUAUUCCAACCCACUAUCUUAGGUAUAAAUUAAUGAUAUAUAGUAUAAUUCCGAUAUCUCGAACCCAGAAACGAUGAAAAUGGUGCAAGUUUACGAAUAUUCGAGUUAUCUUGUGCUCGGACAUACUGGGGUUCGAAAGAAGUGCAAAACAGGUAGAAUUAAUGAACAUUUAAGUUAUCAGGGAUUCGAGUUAUGGAGAUUGUACUGUAAUACCGAUUUGAAGGAUUCUCUUAACCCACUUUAUGCAGUUUCAUAAAGCAUCAAAUGCCCACGAUGCUUGGAGCCGUUUUUGUUGAUGAUGCCAUUGCCAAUAAAACUGAAUAAAGGUUUAUUCAUAAGGCACUAAUUGUGGUAUACGCUGGUGAUAUUUAAAAGGCGAGCAUUCUUUUGACCCGUAUCAUGCAAUUAAUAGAAACAUUAAGGCCCGGUCAAUGCCAGUGAGUUCGCUUAAUUGAACCUGUGCUUGCGUGUACCAAGGCCCGUCACGGAUGCGUGAGCAGGCAUCGAUUACUGCUGAAGAACAAUCUUCUAGUGAACACAUUAUCUUUUGCUGCAGUGCAUGUAAUAAAAAAACAGCAUAACAAAGUUGCACGCCUUGCAGUCCAAGAUACGCUAAGCAGUGAAAAUAUUUUGCGUUUAUAUUUGUAUAUUUUCUAAUAUUCUGUUCUAAUAGGCCAGGUGUUUGUAUUUGUUUGUUUGAAUAGCACAGGUUGAGCAUACAGCGCAUCAAUUUACUUGCCAGUAACCUUUGAUCUUCAUUCAGCGUUCUGUUUGAUUUUUUGUUUUGCAAUGAUCAAGGUUCCGCCGGUAUUGUCUCAAAGAUUAUAAAGAAAAGAGAGCAACAUUCACAGAAGAUAUACCAAUAUGAUCACAAGGAGCCUUCUCGCAGCGACAUUGUUAAUUGCUGUUGUUGUGUUACAAAAUGUCGAAUCAAAGCCGCCUCGGAGGCACGAUGGAAACAACAAGGACAUGAAUAUCGAUUCGCUCAUUAGUGGCUUAGAUGAUAAGGACAAAGACCUGUUUCGAAGAGAAUUUGCCAAAGAAGCUCAGCGAUAUGAAAAAACACCAAAGGUUUCUGCAAAGAAAAGUUCAAGACCACAAGCUAAGCCUAAAGCUUCUAAGCGGGGAACUGUAAAGCCAUCAGUUUCAAAGAAAGCUGUAGCGAGCAAAAAGGGUUCCAGGAAUGACAAACGAUACCAAAUUCCUCAGCCACUUUCAUUUGCAGAUGUCCGUUCUAAGAUCAAGAAGAGGGCAAAGAAAAAGUCAAAAAAACCAAAAAGCCCUGGCUUCUGCGACCCACAGUGUGCACACACCUGUAUGCCUGAGUGUGACUUUCGUUGCUGUAUUCCCGGAUACCAAGGAGCGUCUCGCAUGCCGUCCCAGCAGAUAUUUCCACCAGCCACCCCUUAUAGCCAAUGCGGACAAAGUUGUCCUCAGACUUGUGCGCCCUCUUGCAGUCCACAAUGCUGUGCGGCAGCCUAUUCUGCAGCAAUGAUGCCGUGUGGUCCAUCAUGUUCUCCGUCAUGUGCCCCUCAGCAAUGUAAUCCCGGGUGUUGUGCUGCUAUGCCAAUGCCACCACCACAGCAUCUUCUCCCUGCUCUACAAAGGCCACCUGCGCCGCCACCUCCAAUGCCGUGUGGUCCUAGCUGUAAUCCUAUGUGCGCACCACAACGCUGCAGCCCUCAAUGCUGCAGUGCAAUGCCAGCACCACCCCCUAUGAUGCCACCUAUGAUGCCCCCGCCACCUCCAAUGAUGCCACAGUCCCCUUGCGGGCCAUCCUGUUCACCGUCAUGUGUUCCACAACGGUGCAGUCCAAGCUGUUGUGCAGCAUCACCCAUGCCACCACCUCCACCACCAAGAAUUCCUUCUCCAUGUGGUUUGGCUUGCUCUGCUAAUUGUGCUCCACAGUGCACCCCAAGUUGCUGUACAGCACUGCCGCCACCGGUCCCUCAACCUAUGAUGCCCCCAAGAUGUGGACCCCAAUGCCCAGCAAGCUGUGCACCACAAUGUCAACCAAGUUGUUGUGCAGCAGCACCCCCGAUGCCACCACCUCCACCAAUGCCAAUUCCGAUGCCGAUGCAGAUGCCGAUGCCUUCACGCUGCCCAGCCCCAUGCCCACAGCAGUGUGCUCCACAAUGCUCGCCUCAGUGCUGCGGCCAGCAACCAGUACAUGUAUGGAUGAAGCCAAUGGAGAUCACCGUUCCUGCUCCUCCACCACCCCCAAUGCCAUGUGGAAUGACCUGUGCGCCAUCAUGUGCGCCUGCAUGCUCACCAAGCUGUUGUCAAGCAGCACCAAUGCCACCCCCUGUUCCUGCCAUGCCACCAAGCCCUUGUGGACCAGCCUGCCCGGCUAAAUGUGCCCCAGCCUGCCAACCAAGCUGCUGUGGAGCUCCCCCUGCAAUGCCCCAGAUGCCACCAAUGAUGGCAGCUCCACCUCCACAAAUGAUGCCUCCCCCAAUGUUACCUCCUCAGAUGCCAUGUGGUCCUCAGUGUGCCCCUUCAUGUGCUCCUGCUUGUCAACCAAGUUGCUGCCAGGCAAACCAGCCUCCAAGAGUCGUAUCUUUGCCACCCCAGGUCAUUAACCUACCUGCUCCUCCUCUCCCUGUCAUGCCUGCCCCGCAAAUGACUUGUGGUCCUGCCUGUCCACAGCAAUGUGCCCCGCAGUGCCAACCAUCAUGCUGUGCAGCUCCUCCCCCGCCACCACCAAUGCUCCCACCUCCACCACCGGCCGCACCAAGCUGCCCUGCCUCAUGCCCACGAUCUUGCAUACCAGACUGUACGGAAGAAUGCUGUUCAGGCGGUGACCAUGAAAGAUGGGAUAAGAAAUCAAAAAUUGCCAGCCAGUUGGCGCAGUUGUAAAUAACAAUAAUGGAUCUUUCGAUUGAAGAACCCUUUUUGAGCGUAAUUCUUGUGUCACAGCAAGAAAGUUUAGUAUUCAAAAUUCAUAGAGUUUUGUUCUGUCAUCAACGAUGCUCACUGGAGUAUAAACAACCAAUAUGUUGUUUAUUUACAGUUGGGGCGAAGCUAUAAACACAAAAUUGUAAAUUGCAACUGACUUUAAAAUUUCAAAUAAUGUAGACAUUUUACAACUGAAACCCUCUCCAACCAAAAAAAUAUUUUCGAUUGAAAAGAAGGAUACCAUUGCUGUUUUUGACCGCAUCUUGUGUUCUGUUCAAAAUUAUGUUUAACCCUGCUGGAAGACGAAUUCGUAACGAUAGAAGCACACGUCGUCUUCACCAGCGUCGUUGUCACCGUAGACGGGGGUAGCUUCAACCAAGAUUCAACUUCUGAAUAUACAAGUUGCUCUCUCGCUAUGUUCAGUUUGCUUUUUUCAGCUUGCUUAUGUUUUUGUGUAGUAGCAUGUCACUAUUAUGGUGGUGCAUGAUGUUUCACGGUUAUGUACGAUAGUUGACCAUUAUGUAUUAUAAAUCAAAGUUAUAUACGAUAUAUUACAGUUGUUUACGAUAUUUUACGGUUAUGUACGAUAUUUUACGGUUAUGUACGAUAUUUUAUGGUUAUGUACUAUAGUUUACUUUGUUGUACGAUAUUGUUAGUCAUUUAGGAUAAUUUACCGUAAUGUAAGAUAUUUUAUUGCUAUGUAAGAUAUUUCUUCGUUACGUACGAUAUCAUGUUUAAAGAAAAGGUGACUGAGAGAAAUUUUGAAAGCUUUGAUAACGUUGAGAAAAUUUCAGAUGUGUACCACACAUACUUUUUGUCGUGAUGUAAUUUUCAAUGCUAUUAUUUUUGUAAAUAUUUUCAGAUAUUAGAGUGACCUUGAAACUGUCAACGUGA
Molecule: messenger RNA, 3887 nt
Organism: Rhopilema esculentum
Lineage: Eukaryota; Metazoa; Cnidaria; Scyphozoa; Rhizostomeae; Rhizostomatidae
Source: RefSeq, a predicted model, not a curated record